AUGAAUUGUGGCCGAACCCCGGGGAAUGGGCACUUGGCCCCCACCCAGCGGCCCUACUCCAACUCGGUCUGCGCGAUUUCGCUGAAGCCGGCGGAGACCAAUCGCGCCCAUAUGCAUCGAGCUUCAGACGGCCUGCUUAUGAGCGACAACUACCGUCUGACGCCGCGCAGAGAGAGUCGACGACCCUCGAUUCAGGAUGAACUUUAUUAUUAUCAGAAAAAUUACGGUAAGCCGCAUUGUGUUUUAAAGGUGAUAAGGAGCAGUAGAGAUGACAAAAAGCAGUACAAGUAAUAAUGAUGUUAAAAGUUGUAUUAACUUUGAUUCUUUGUUACCUAAAAUAGUUAUAUAAGGUUUCGGGGCUCAAAACUUUUUACACAGUUAUAUUUUGCAAUUUUGAAAUAUUAGGUUGUUCAAAUAAUUCUGUGCCUACUAAACCCAAAAAUUUGCUUUAGAGGGGGCACAGAGUUAGGUGUACAACCAAAUAUAUUAGCAGUUAAAAAAGGGUGGUUAUGUGGCUUUUCGUGUCAAGACCCAAAUAAGGGAACAGAAUUUCGUGAGCAUCCUAAUAUUUUAAUAUUUUGAAAACUUUUUUUUAAAAUUUUUAUUUUCAUGUUCUGGCUAAAAACAAUUGACUUUAAGUCUGACGGCUUAUUCGUCUGGCACCUUUCCUUACGCUUCAACGUUUUUGUUUAUUUUCUUUUUUAAUCUUUCAAAGUCUAUCCAUUAUCUGAUAAAGACCUUUUCAAUCUACCACAACAUCAAUAUUCCUCCUUCUCUGUUAAUCCUUAGUUUAAAGUUUAACUUUAAAGUCUAUUGCUAUAUACGUUUACUACAGAGCCUUAUAUCAAUUUCACUCUAACUUUACUUUUGAAUUUGACUCUUAUUUAAAAUCUGAGUUUACUCUGUAACCUCUACUUUCCUUUAUAACACAACAUUACUCUAUCAACUUUACUUUGUAAGGCCACUUUACUCUGUAAUAUAACUUUACUUUUAAGUUUAACACUAAUUUAACAAGAAACUUUACUCUGUACUACAAGUUUACUGUGAUACGGAGUACUUUACUUUACGCUGCCUUACUUUGUUGCACAACUUUACUCUGUAACUAAACUUUUCUCUGUAAAACUACUAUAAAAUAACUCUACUCCAACUUUUUUAAAUUUCAAUUUCGAAUAGAAUAUCAUGCAUUCUGUGACCUCAACUGUGGUAUCUUCUCUUUGUUUGUUUACGGCCAUAUAACUCUUGUUUUGGGAUUUCAAAAAAUUAAUUUUAUUGUCAGUCGGAGUAAACGCUUUAACCCAGCAUUAAUAUUUUUGUCUAUGGGUGUUCUGUGAGGUCCUAACAACGUUCAUAACCUUAUACUGUCGCUUAUUUGGAGAUAUCUCUAACCUUGGUAUUUGGCUAUAUUUUGCCUUUUAAUGCCAUGAAGAAGACACGUGCAUUUUGCAAAGUUAAGUUAGAUUUUUGGGUGAAUGUUGAGUUUUUUGGGUAAAAUAUGACCUUUCAAAUAGCAUGGACACUUAGCUUUAAUAUUUAAAGCUUUUUUACUAUCACAAGCUUAAAAACUAAAAAAUACUUUUAAAUAUAUCUAAAGUUAAAAAUAUUAGGUUGUUUAAGUAAUUCUGGGCCCUCUGAACUCAAAAACUUGCUUUGAGAAGAAGCACAGAAUUUUUUUAACAACCUAAUAUAUAUAGGUCUUAAAACAUCAACUUUUCGUAAUAAAAGUGUCAUUUAAGGUAGACACGAAAACAGUAUAUUUGCGACAGUUUGGGCGUCAUACAUAUUUGUGUUCAUCGCAGUGUUAAUAACGUUUUCAAUCGUACUGGCUGUUGGGAUUCUACUCAACUCAAUGACAGUAAAAGGACGCCACGGUGGGGGCAGUAGCAAGAUUGACGUUAACUAUAAUGUAAGUUAUUGAGAAGGUUUCUUUUGAAAUUGUAAUUUUUGAAGCUUUAUAUGAUGAAAAAAAAACAAUUUAUGGUGUUGUAAAAUACAAAUUAAGUUCUUUUUGGACGAAGGUUUUAACUAACAAUGAAAGUGUCUAACCCGCUCCACUCAGAAGUAGCUAAAAAUUACCUUAUGAAUUUUUUGCAAUAUCAAUAGUAGCCAUAAAAAAUAUUAGCUUGAGCUUUUGGGUUUUAAAAUUUUAAAUAUAUGUGUUUUUUGCCAAUUUGGCAAAUUUGGCAUUCUGUUUCAAGCACUUUUUUUAACUUUUCAGACAAGCGACGCUUACAACUUUAAAAAUUCAGUUUUAUUUAUAGGUGUUCUACUAGUAUAUCAAAGAAAAAUUCCUAAAAGCCAAAAAAUGACAAAGUUAUUAGCUUGAAACACAAUGCCAAUUUAGCGGGAAAUUCUGAACUUAACUUUUUGAUUUUAAUUUCCUUGGAAAAACAAUAUGUAAUACCCUUCUGAAAGUUUAAUAGUUACAUGAUCUUUCAAUAUAAAAAGUUUGAAGUCAAUCAAAGCGGGGCAGAUCGGGCACUUUCGUUGUAAUAUUAUCAUAAUCUCCGUCAAAAGUCAUAAUAAACUUUUUGUUUCAGAAUACAGGUACAGUAGAACGGAUUCGUGACGUUCUUCAUCUGAACAACAAUAAUCAUCGUGUUCUGACGGAUUCGUACGAAGCCAAAAUCUUCAACAUUGCUACGGGUUUAUAA
Bursaphelenchus okinawaensis is the source of this 2651-nucleotide messenger RNA. NCBI's taxonomy places the organism in Eukaryota, Metazoa, Nematoda, Chromadorea, Rhabditida, Aphelenchoididae. The record is from the annotation of a GenBank genome assembly.